Annulohypoxylon truncatum is the source of this 822-nucleotide messenger RNA. Its product is annotated as subunits of heterodimeric actin filament capping protein Capz. Gene Ontology annotation, biological process: barbed-end actin filament capping; actin cytoskeleton organization. Gene Ontology annotation, cellular component: actin cortical patch; F-actin capping protein complex. NCBI's taxonomy places the organism in Eukaryota, Fungi, Ascomycota, Sordariomycetes, Xylariales, Hypoxylaceae. Gene Ontology annotation, molecular function: actin filament binding. The record is from RefSeq and is a predicted model, not a curated record. Bases 1 to 822 code for a protein of 273 amino acids. The transcript is spliced from 5 exons.
AUGGCAACUCCUCUAGAAACCGUCGAGUCCUUCGUGGAAGGCGCACCGCCUGGCGAGCUAGCAGAUGUAAUCAACGACAUCAAAGCCCUAACCAUCAACGAGCCCGACAUCGUCUCCCAGCUAGGCCCGGCCUUCGAGAAGUACAACGAAGAGCAGUUCGUCACCGCCAAACUGCCCGGAAGCAGCCAGCAGGUCAUCAUCAGCUCGCACAGUUCACUGGGCGGCGGACGAUACUUCGACGUCGAGAGCUCUUCGAGCUUCGCCUUCGACCACGCUACCCAGAAGGCGAGCGGCGUGCAAAGCUACGCGUUGGAAGGCACUCAGGCAGACUUGGUGAAAUCGACGUUGAAGAGCCUGUCGACGUACGUCAAGGAGCAUUUCCCGAACGCAUCGUACGGCGCCUAUCCCAUCGAGAACGACUCCAAAGUGGCCGUCAUAAUCGUGGCCAACAAAUAUAGCCCGAAUAACUUCUGGAACGGACGAUGGCGUUCCCUCUACAUCUUCGACCCGGCCUCCAGCAGUCUCGGAGGCAGCAUCAAGGUCGACGUGCACUACUACGAGGACGGGAACGUGCGGUUAUUAACCAACAAGCCCAUCUCCGGCUCCGUCUCGUCAGGCACGGGUGCGGGAAUUGCCAAGGAUAUCGCCGCGGCGGAGAGGAAGUACCAGGAAGAGCUCAACAAAGGAUUCACGAGCCUAAGCGAAGGUGCGUUCAAGGGUCUGCGAAGACAACUUCCCGUGACGAGGCAGAAGAUCGAAUGGGACAAAGUCGCCAGCUACCGGGUGGGCCAGGACAUCGGAGGCGGUAGCUCGAGAAGAUAG